Phialemonium atrogriseum is the source of this 2374-nucleotide messenger RNA. RefSeq lists its product as uncharacterized. Lineage: Eukaryota; Fungi; Ascomycota; Sordariomycetes; Cephalothecales; Cephalothecaceae. The record is from RefSeq and is a predicted model, not a curated record. The transcript has 2 exons. The coding region runs from base 489 to 2018 and encodes 509 amino acids.
CCACUAUUCUUUCUCCUUUUUCCAUUCCCAGUCUCCCAAGUUCUGCCACUCCCAUUUGGGAUCAAGUAUUUGCUUGCCAGGUCAUAUUACAUUACCUACAUUAUUAGCCUUGUCCCGUUUCCCACGGCCUCUUUUCGCCUCUCUCUUUCGUUCUCUUCAUUUUCCCUCCUCUCGCUGCUCAGCCCUUCUCUAAUCCGCCAGAAUAUCGUCUUAGUCUGCUACAUGUUGCGACAGUCCUCCGCCCACGUCGUGCAUGUUCACCCGCGACUUUCCCACGUGCCAUUUGCCGCCAAGGUCCCCCCCGAGGAGUGGCCUGAGCACCCGCAAGCCACCGAUUCUUCAACAGCAAGGAAUUCCAUCAAUUGACUUGUCUCGCCCAACAAAGCCUCCGCGAGAUUCUGGGCUCGCCAUCUGGUCUGGCCCAACCACCCCGCUCGUCCCUCUACGGAGGAUGACGAGCGUGGCGGCAACCCCCCACUCCCGGCAUCAUGUCGCUCUAUUCCGACCCCCCGCCACUCCACGACUUUAGGUACGAUAAGCCGACGCUUUUGGUAUGCUGGUGGACCACCAUUUUCUGCACCGUCAUCAUCCUGCUGCGCGUCGGCGGGCGGUUCGUGCGGUCCGAACGGCUGUUCGUCGAAGACAAAGUCGCUGCACUUGCCCUUAUACCCAUGUAUCUGCGCAUGGGCUGCGUCCAUGUCAUCUUGAUUUACGGCACCAAUAAUGCGCAAUUGGCCGACGCAAACCUUUCCCAAAAUGACCUCCAUAAACGGUCAAUUGCAAGUGGGCUAGUCCUAUUGAGCAGGAUAUUCUACGCCGCAACGCUCUGGAUCUUGAAGAACACUAUACUGGAGUUCUUUAGGCGCCUCAAUGUCACCUGGGAGAGGUCCUACGAGGUCACGCUCAAGUUUAUCCGCGGUACCUUGAUAGCGACUUUCAUCGCCGUUGUCAUUAGCGACCUUGCAGAGUGCCAACCGUUCUCACACUACUGGCAGGUUCUGCCUGAUCCUGGAGGUAGAUGCCGCCAGGGAUACGCACAGCUCUUGACCAUGGCAACCUGCAAUACGCUCACGGAUCUUCUCCUGGUGAUAUUCCCGAUACCCAUCAUCAUCCGAAGCGGCUUGGCUCUCAAGAGGAAGACGGGGCUCAUUCUCUUGUUCUCGCUGAGCCUUGCUGUCGUUGCAACGACCAUGUAUCGAGUCCCUCGGAUUAUUGCAGAUGGAGGAAGCCAAAGAACCCGGUCGUUAUACGCUUCUAUCGAACUCCUAUUUGCUACGGCUGCCGCAAACGCCCUGGUCCUCGGUUCGUUUGUGAGGGAUCGUGGCGUGAAGAAGAUGAAAUUCAAAUAUGGCUCAGUCGCCGCCGGUUCAAUGGACCGUUCUUCGGGAUCCGAGUCUCGACGGCCCACGUUGAACAAGCACUGGGGCAGCCUGGAAGAUCUGGCCAGGGAUACGGGCUUUGGUGUACAGCCGGAACUCCGGGAUGCGGAUUCACCCACAAAUGCUCGUUUCCACAUGCCCGCUCCGAUGACAACCAUGCCAGAUGGCAUGAAUAACUGGGGCUUCUCCGGGCGGAGGCGGGCCACUGUUGCCCCGAGCCAGGGUUCCUUCAGCCCACGAGAUCCACUGCUCUCGAGGAGCAAUUCCGCGGCAACCCCUCGCAGAGUCACCUUCUUUGAUGUCGGUGGCCUUUUAGACGACGAAGAAGAGUCCAGUCGACGCGGCAGCCACAUCUCAAGUUCCGAUCCUUUGUCUCCUCGUGCCAUGCCAUCACCAUCAUUGCGAGCUAAUGCGACGGGCUUGCGGCGGGGUUCGACGGUUUUCCUUCAAGAUAUAGGGGGACGAUUAAAUCCCCUGGGUUCGAAGUCAGCCUCGCCAAAGGCGGAAGAAGCGACCGAAUUACGACCUCUGCAACGCCCAGGCCGCCGGCCAUCACUCGCGCCGCCAGAGCAUGUCACUUCAGCCGGAAACCCUGAGCUAGUAUGGAGUGAUCCUGGUGGGUUAUUGGACAGGGACUGACACGACUACCAUGAUCUUGGAAUAAUCUAUUUUCUUUACACCUCUCUUUUCUCUCUCCGUUCCACUUGCUCCUCACACAAGCAUCUGGCGAUCAUAACUGCACAUCACGGACUGGGCGCUCUUUCUUAUACAGGACAGGAUAUUUGCGGCGUUGGGUAUACCCGGGGGGAUGGUGAUGACUGGAACGGCCGGCUUUUGAUGGGCUGUCUUCCCAACGAGUUAAUAGGACACACAUUUACGCAGAACCGAUAGAAUCCGGUCCAUGGAUCUCUUUAUAUAUAUACCCGGCGAAAGCCUCAACAUUGUCACCCGUCUAUUGUUAGGUUUUUAAAUACAAAAAAAGCUGCAUCGUUGAA